UUGUUUACCUAUUUAUUUUGAAUAGUUUUAGUGAUUUGUGUAAAUUGUUCGUAUUAUCUAUUAAAACCAUGUUUGCUGAGAAAGUCAUAGAAUUAUUGAAGGAAGCAGAAAGAAAUCCUGUUACAAUCGACCCAUUCAAUGAUGAUAAGAUUCGACAAAUAUUGGAGGAGAUGCAGAUUUUGUUCAGGAUGAAUAUGAAUGAUGCUAACGCAACUAUGGAAAAUAAAACUCUGUGGACCACAGUUCAAGUGAGGCAUUCGGCACUAGAACGGAACAAACGCUGCCUCCUUGCUUAUCUCUAUAGUAGAAUGGCCAAAAUUAAGACAUUAAGAUGGGAAUUUGGUGCUAUAUUACCUGCCGAUGUUCGUGAACUCCUGUCAGAUGAUGAAUACGAGUGGUUUACUAAAUAUUCUAUGAACUUGGCUUCAUAUAUGAGAUCAUUGGGCCAAGAUAUAGGGUAUAAUGGCAUUGACCUAACAGAAAACCUGAAACCACCGAAGUCUUUAUACAUUGAAGUUCUAUGUAUGGCAGACUAUGGGAAGCUGGAACUGGAAGAUGGUGAUGUGAUCUUGUUAAAAAAGAAUAGUAGACAUUUCUUGCCAACAUCAGAAUGUCAGACACUUAUACGACAAGGAAUAUUAAAACAAAUAAGUUAAUGAAUAUUAUUUUAAGUGUUAAAUAAGUGUAAAUAAUGAAUAAAUGGAUGUUCAGAAAGUAGCAGUGCUUUCCAUUUGUUUUAGACUUACAUUGUGUCUUUUGAUUAGAAGUUUUCAAUUAUCUUCAAUUUUAGUGAACCAAAUUCCCAUCUCAUAAAGUAU
Messenger RNA from Spodoptera litura, 818 nucleotides. Its product is annotated as DNA replication complex GINS protein PSF1. The record is from RefSeq and is a predicted model, not a curated record. Gene Ontology annotation, cellular component: GINS complex. Lineage: Eukaryota; Metazoa; Arthropoda; Insecta; Lepidoptera; Noctuidae. Gene Ontology annotation, biological process: DNA replication; DNA strand elongation involved in mitotic DNA replication.